UUUUUUUUUUUUCAUUAUUAUUACUGUCCUUAUGUAGUCUGCUAUUUAAAAGGGGGAAAAACAGCAACAAAAAAACCUAAAAGAAUCUUUAUUUUAGAAAAGAAAACGUUCAGACUUUCUUCGGUUGUACUUGCUGACGCCACUGCGAAUUUUUUGUCCAAACUAGGCGAACUUUUGAGAGAAAAACACAUGAUUCUUACAACAAAAUUUUUUUGCUUUUAGUCUUUUGAUUUGUUUAGAUCCAUUCUAGAAACUUGAUACUUUUUUAUAAACUUAUCUACAACGUGGUGGGAAAUUCAUGGUUUACUAAUGUGUUGAACUAAAAAUUAAAAAUGACUUGAUAAGAAAUGGGCCAAUUUUCUGACCAAUUAUAGGCAUUGCAUGAGGAGAGUGGUCCCGCACAAGGAGGCUGAAUUCUCUAGUCACAGCAUCAUGAAGGCUAUGGAAAGAUUCGUGCAGGCUGUGCAGGAUAUGGAUGAGACUAUCCUUGUCCCAUCACGGCUUAUGGAUCUUGAAGUCGGUGAUGCGAGUGACACAGUAGAGUUGAAGCCCAAGGGUAUGUCCACUGACCUCUACAGGCUGUAUAUGAUGGUGAAUUGUGUGAAAAAUGAACUGCUAUGGGGAGCUAACAGCGGAGAAGUGGAUGAAGAGGAACCCAUCACAACCGUGGCAACUUCCUUGACAAAAGGCCAUACAAGGAGGCCGUCUACUGCUUCUGUGGCUUCCACUCAAUCUGCGACACUCAGUGAUACAGACAGUGAAAUGAGCAAUGAAAAUGACUCUGGUAUCGAAGGAGAAUCGGAAAGCAAGCCAGACUACACGAGGUCUGUUGAAACGAGUUUCCGAAGACACCUUUAUGGACUGCAGCGGUCACUUAGGCAGAUGACUGCUGCUGCUGCAUAUCUAACGAAGCGCUACCAGAGCGAUAUAGGAGCGAAUCUCUGAUCGAGUAUGGAUCGUUUAUAUACGACCUAUUCCCUCCCAGUGCCCUGACUUUUGUCUGAGGAUGUAUAAUGUAAGCUUGUGAGAGUGAUUUUUGUUGUGAUAUGUUUAAUCUGCAUAAUUACACUGUGGAGUUUAAAGCAAAAUGUCUUUCCUUUUUAUAGAGGUCAUUUAAAUAGUUCUACGCCAUUGCGUGGUUAUUAUAAAUGUGACACAUUUUGAGUUUAUACUCUCGCGCAGACUCUUAAAGGAACUCUCAUUAUAUUUAUAUUUUACAAUAUUACUUUUUGCCAGUUAGUUUAUCAUUUGUAUUAUUCCUAUGUUACAGCGACCUAGUCAAAACAAAAUGUACACAGAACUUGUCUCAUAAUUCUAUUUUUUAUUAUUUUAUUGCUUAAAUUAUAAUAUUUAAAAGAAAAAAAUAAGGCAAACAGGCAUAGGUAAACUGGUGUUAACACUUUAUUCAAUCUGAAAAUAUUGUUCAUACAUUUGUUUUGCCACCUUAAAUUGUUCAUCCAGUUAAUAAUACUUU
Cimex lectularius (bed bug) is the source of this 1474-nucleotide messenger RNA. RefSeq names its product mid1-interacting protein 1-B. Bases 382 to 945 code for a protein of 187 amino acids. Gene Ontology annotation, biological process: regulation of lipid biosynthetic process. Gene Ontology annotation, cellular component: cytosol. The transcript is spliced from 2 exons. The record is from RefSeq and is a predicted model, not a curated record. NCBI's taxonomy places the organism in Eukaryota, Metazoa, Arthropoda, Insecta, Hemiptera, Cimicidae.